This is a messenger RNA of Acanthaster planci (crown-of-thorns starfish), 12496 nucleotides long. RefSeq names its product ubiquitin carboxyl-terminal hydrolase 24-like. The record is from RefSeq and is a predicted model, not a curated record. Gene Ontology annotation, cellular component: nucleus; cytosol. Gene Ontology annotation, molecular function: cysteine-type deubiquitinase activity; protein binding. NCBI's taxonomy places the organism in Eukaryota, Metazoa, Echinodermata, Asteroidea, Valvatida, Acanthasteridae. Gene Ontology annotation, biological process: protein deubiquitination.
UACAGUGCGAACGAAUUUGGGGUGUUGCCGUCCUGAAAAACAUUCGGCUUAGUUCCAUUUCCCAGACAUUUUCGCCGGAAAUUGCUACAGUUUUCCAAAAUCCCUAGCAAGCCGAUCAAACUGACCAUGGAGCCGACCGAGGACAACCUACAGAUGCUCGUCAACAUGGGCUUUUCCGAUCUAACCGAAAUCAAGCGGGCGCUGACGCUGAGCAAGAACGACGUCAACGAGGCCGUGGCGAUCCUUACCAACGAGCAGCCGGGCCUGUCCUACGACACCGUGGACGAAGUGGUGGAGAUGAUGGAGGAUGUGGGCGGGUCGGGCUCGUCGUCGGGGAAGUCCAAAGGAGAGAGGUCGGAGCCCAGGCAUCACUCGGAUCCAGCGCCUCCAAGCUAUGAUGAAGCUGUUGAACCUGAAGAAGAGGCUAAGCUCAGCGCCAGGCCUGACCAAGAUGCGGGAGACGAGGACGAUCCGGAGGUGUCCAAGGAGUUCCCUGCCACCAACCUGUAUGAGUUGGAGGGGCGCGUCUUCACCGACCAGUGGUCCAUACCCUACAAGAAGGAGGAGUCGCUGGGAAAGUGCCUGAUUGCCUCCACCAGGUUCGCCAAGGAAAACCUGAUCGAGUCAGAUGAGAACUGCAAGCGGUUUGUCAGCCGCUGCAUGCCAGAGGCCAUCAAGAAGCUGAUGGUGUCCAACGCCGUGCACCGCUGGGGGGCGGAGAUCCAGGAGGGCAUCUACAACAUGCUGCAGCUGACCGUGGACCUGGUCGCCGCCAGGCUCAAGCACAAGCCGGUGCCCGUCGACUUGCUCGGUGUGCUCACCAUGGUACUGAACCCAGAAACAGAGUUUCACUACAAGAACCGCUCCAAACACUGGGACAAGUUGUUCUGGGAGGACAAGUUUGGGAUGAACAACACCUUUGCCGUCAGUCCGCCGUUCAGCUCCUACAAGGACCCCUGCGGGUGGCUGGUCAACCUCAUCAAUAGGUUUGGAGAAAAAGGCGGCUUCGAAGAACUCAAGACCAGAGCCUUGGAACCAUGCGAAGAACUGGACCCAACAAUCAUGGCAGCCCUCUUGCAGCCCCUAGGGGUAGCCUCCGAGUACCUCAACACCCUGCGGGUGGCUCCCUUCCUGGGCCCCGUGUCCAAGCGCACCCUGAAGUAUGUCAGGGAGCUGGCAGACAGCGACUUGAAACAGAAAAAAGCCGGCAGCAUCUCUGACCUGCUGUCCACCAUGAAGCUACUCUGCAUGAACUUCUGGGCGGAGGACGUCAGCGAGGUGGACACCCUGAGACUGGACGUAGCCCUGAGGAUGCUGAAGUCACCCCACUUCAAUGCCAAGAUGAACAGCCUCAAAGAGAUUGCUAAAUUGAUUGAAGACUCCUCCACAAGGAACCAUCGUACUGCCAUUCAGGAAGAGGUCGUCCUGAAUUGGCUGGUGGACAAGAAGGUCUUGUCCAUAGCACUCGACGGCAACAUCGACAAGUCGCAGUACUGCGACCGGCUGAAGGGCAUCGUGGUGUUCCUGGGCACCAAACUGUCUCAAGAGGAGUUGACCGGAAUAUGGAACAUGCAGAAUGACCAGCCACUGACCGUGGUGGAGAACAUCCACUCCAUCAUGUCUGCUGCAGCCGUCAAGUUCAACACCGAGCAACUGGAACAUUUGUUCUACCUGAUACAGAAGGCCUGGACUACCGAGAACGACCGCAUCCAGGAGAAGCUGCUGAGCCUGAUUGGCCGGAUCGGCCGCGAGGUGCGCAACGCCAAGACCACCUGCAAGGUCCUGGAGCUGCUCUGGGAUCUGGCCCACCUGCCGGCCAUCUCCACCCCCCACCUGCAGCAUGCCCUAGAGGAGCAGCUGGCCAUCCUGUGCGACUCCAUCACCGUCAACAUGACGGUCAAGCAGAAGUACAUCAGCAGGUGCGUCGGCGACAUCAAGAAGGGUUCGUUGGUCGUACCAGCAUUGAGACAGCUGCACUCUAUCACCAGAGCUAUCACCAAACAGAGCUACACAAAAGACAAGGGUUUGCCUCAAGAGCUUAACAAGAACUAUGACAUUAUCAAGCUGACCACUCAGAGCCUCUUGAAAUAUCACAAGAUGGCCGUCACCGCACUGGAAGGCAAGCCGCUGGGGCCCCAGGUGUCAAUCGACGGCCGCUACACGCAUGAAGAGUACGUCGAUGUCCACCUGCGAUUCCUGGCUUUCAUUCUCCAAGAGGGGGCGCUCUACCUCCACUGGCACCGUUCCAGGGAGAUAUGGGACUGUCUUGUGGCCAACCCGGACGCCUGUGAAUUAGACCAGGAGACGUGUUUUGAGUGGUUCCGUGUCGGCCUAACCGACCUGGAGCAGGACACCCAGAUGCAGCUGUUCAAGGAGAAGCUGCUGAAGCUGGACCCUACCACUCUUUCCCCGACGGGCUUCGAGUGCGUCAAGACCUACUUUGAGACUGUCAACAUCAACAGCGAUGCCCUGAAGAAGAUGGCCACGGGUCUGGUGGUUGAAAAGUUGGACCUGUACGGCUUGGACUUCAUGUGGCAGAUUGCCCUGGAGACGCCAUGCGAGGAGAUCGCCGAUCAGGCCAUUAAGCAGCUAAUGAAAAUGUGCUACACCAACCUGUCACGCAAGCUCAAGAAGGAUCCUGUGGCUCUGCACAAGAGCUUCAUAGCUCAAUGCUACCAGCGGCUGGAGCAGGCAACUAUCACGAUAGGAGGCACGGCCGUGGCCUUUGCCAUAUCCCAGGCGACCAAGACGCUGACCGCCGCCACCGUGCCGGGGGUCGCCGCCAUACCCAGCCCAUUGAGAGAGCAAUCAUCAUGUCAUCUAAUGCCGAGUUAUCCAAGGGCGGCCAAGUUGUUGGUGAUCGAGCGACUGCUCAAGCUGGCGGAGACCUACAUCACCACGGUGGAGGACCAACACCUGGCACCCCGCACCAUCCUGCCCCACGGCGCUUCCUACCAGGGACAGCCCAUCACCAUGCAGGUUGUCUGCGACUCACCCAAGUAUGACUUCAUCCUCGUGGGCCACGGGAAUGAGACGUUGCAAAGUGUCCGGCAGCGGAUAGCCCAGCGGAUGCGGACGACCAUCGACAACAUCCAGAUUGCUGCGAACGAGAGGAUGCUGAUGUCCAACAAGUACCCGAAGCUCCUGAGGCAAUUAGAGUUUGAAGACCAACAAUUGUUAACCGUCAAGCAGUUUGGAACAUCUGUCUCAAGAAUUGAUGAGAGCAUCCCGUUCACUGGCAGACAGAACUACAUCACCGAUCUGGAGAGGUCGUUGCCGGGUGUUGUCAUGGCAACAGGAGGUCAAGUCUUUGAGAUGCUGUACCAGCUUGCGGAGCUGGAAGGAUCCAGGUUGACAGAGAGAGUGCGGAAUUUGCUGAUGCUUAUCCCAACCGAUCCCACAGUCCAGGAAGCACUCGAUUCUAUCUGUAGGCAGACAGAAGGGACCUCUGUAGAUUGGGGCGACAGUCUCAACUCCCCGAAGGAGACCUCCAAAGCCACCCUGGAAUCCCUCUUUAAAACCAACUCUCAGAGCAUGUCGGCGUUCAGGCUACUGUAUAACCUUGAGGUCCUGAGCAGUCGCCUGGUGCCCUCCCUCCAAGAGGAUAAGGCCACGCAGGCCAGCGCCCAGACCUUCCGGGAGAACUUUCUCAGUGCUGGCGGGCUGAGCCUUGUGAUCAGCGUGCUGCAGAAGGAGUCCAUUCCCCAGGACCUGGACGAAGAGACGCGGAGGGGUUGCUACAUGAUCUGCCUGCACCUGGCCAGGUUUCUCCUUUGUGGUGAGACCACUACGGCUGAAAUGGAGAGUGACCUGUCGCUGACCGAGGGCCAGGCAAACCUCUCAGCCGACAGUGCCACGGGGGCCCUGUCUUCCAGUUAUGGAACCUCGCCGCGCAAGAUGAGCCUGGUGGAGCGGAUGUCCAGUGUGGAGGCCAGCGGGGAUGUCGCCAACCGAGAGGGGACUUCCAAGGCCAUUGCCGUCAUACAGACGAUGAGCACGUCAGACUUUUCGUCCAUGAUUGGCUGCCUGAUGCGAGUCUGCUGGGCGGCAGCCGCCGGCCAACUCCGCCUCGCCAGCUCCGCCCACCAGAUCAAGGAGAACCCUGGGGGUGGGUUUGCCAUGGGCGUCAACAGGCGGAGCCGUCACAGUAGCACAGGGAGUUCGUCCAGCGAUGCCGACGUUCAGAGCCUCCACGCCGGGGUCUGUCUGUUAGCGACCCACGUCUCCACCAAGGAUGCCAUGAUAGCGCGGGAGGCCCUGGAGCUGCUGGUGGCCUGCCUGCAACUCAGGAGCCACAACCUUUCGUCUUUCUACCACAUGCCGGCCAUGAGCGACUUUGUCAUCGACAUCCUCCUGGCCUGCCCCCACAGCGAGGUGCGCACAGCCGCCAUGGAGCAGUUCCACACGCUCAGCGAGACCGGGGUUAACCCGGAGAGUAUACGCACGCUCCACCCCAGGCACUUCCUGCUACAGGUUUUACUGAGCGUACCCGUGCCACUCUGGACGUCGAGCUGUCUCGUCAGGGGAACAAACCAAAGGAUAAUUAUGCAAUGUUCACAGUACUUUGAGCUGAGGUGUCGACUUCUAGAACAAUUAACAGUUGAUGACCAGCGCUUUCUGGACAUCAACCCUACGUCCAUGAUCACAGACGAGAUUGACUGGCUCAACAACUUUGAGCCCUGCGACUCGGAGGAGUCCAGCUUCCUGCAGACGGACAACAUCAUCAUCGCCGGCCACCUGCAGCUGGCCAAGACGUUGCUGACGUGCGAAGGGGUGGACAAGAAGAAAAUCGGGAAGCAGCUGCUGGACAAGCUGUUGAAUGAGUUCCUGUUCCCUGCAUCCAGGCUAAUCCUUGAUAGUUCCAGCAAUCCCGACAAGCUGAACCCUCAAGCGGAGCAUAGUCCCAAGAUCUCGGGAAGAGAAAGUCGCGUGGCGGCCUUCGACCUCUUGCUCGUGCUGUGCGAGGACUGUCCGGAGAAUCUCCAGCUGGUCAGCUGCCAGCUCAUCGCCAUGCACCACCAGCAGGAUCCAGCCAUCGCCAAAGAGUGGGACUACCUUCCUCCUGUCGAGGGUCGAUCACCCAGCAACUACGUGGGUCUGAAGAACGGUGGGGCGACGUGUUACAUGAACUCCGUUAUACAGCAGCUGUACAUGACACCAGGCGUCAGAGAGGGCCUGCUCAAGGACAGCAACCUGGACCUGGAGGAGGACAGCGUGUUCUACCAGAUGCAGAUGGUCUUCGGCCACCUGCUGGAGAGCCGGCUACAGUACUAUGAGCCGGAGCGGUUCUGGCGCGUCUUCAAGCUCUGGGGCCAGCCAGUCAACAUCCGGGAGCAGCAGGACGCCUUCGAGUUCUUCACCAACCUGACGGACCAGAUGGAGGAGUACCUCAAGAAGAACAAACAGAAGGAGAUCUUCAAGCCGAAAUUCAAAGGGGUCUUCUCAGACCAGAAGAUAUGCGAGGACUGCCCACACAGGUACGAGAGAGAGGAGGAGUUCUUUGCUCUGAAUUUAACUGUCAAGAGUCACAGCCUGGAGUCCUCGCUAGACCAGUUUGUCCGAGGCGAGCUGCUCGACGGAGACAACGCUUACUUCUGUGAAAAGUGCAAUGAAAAGAGGAAUACCAUCAAGAGAAUGUGCAUUAAGACACUGCCCCCGGUGCUGGUCAUCCAACUCAAGAGAUUCGACUAUGACUGGGAGGCUGGGAGGGCCCUGAAAUUUGACGACUACUUCAAGUUUCCCUGGGUAUUGGACAUGGAGCCAUACACCGUCAAGGGCAUGGCCAGGCGGGAGAGUCCGCAAUCAGAUGAGGCAUCUUCGGGAGAGAUGCCGGACAACAGCCAGCCGCAUACGAUGGAAGACCUGUACCAUCUGGUGGGAGUGAUCGUCCACAGCGGGCAGGCCAAUGCGGGACAUUACUAUUCCUUCAUUAAAGACCGGUGGGGCACGACCAUGACCAACAGCAACAAGGGGAAGUGGUUCAAGUUUAACGACACCAUGGUGGACGAGUUUGAGAUGUCGGACGCUGCGCUGGAGGCCGAGUGCUUCGGCGGCAGCUACAAGCCCAAGAUCUAUGAGCCCAGCGGCAGCUCUUACUCGUCUGAGACCAGACUGCGUUACUGGAACGGUUACAUGCUGUUCUACGAACGACUGGAAGGAGCGGUCACGCCCGUGGGACCGGCCGGUAAGGUCCUGGCCGGCACCAACCGAGUGACGUUGCUCAAGCAGGAUAGCGAGGGCGAGAUUCACGUCUUGGAUCCCAUCAGCUCCCCCGAGCUGUCCCCGCGCCAUGACGGGGACCGACUGAGCGAGCUCACGGCGCUGGUGCGCAAGGGGGAGCACCGAGGGAUGUUCAUGGACCGCAUGCCGCCGGGCAUCCAGCGUGUCAUCCGUGAUGAUAACCUCCAGUUCCUUCGCAACCGCGCCAUCUACGACAUGGACUACUUCAACUUUGUGCGGAACCUUGCCUCAUGCAACAUGGCUUUCACGCUGAGCAGCCAUUACGACUCCUGUGCCGUCACUAGCCUCCAACUAGCCUUCCAGUUCCUCUUCAACAACUACUUCCGAACCAAAAAGAAGCUCAGGUGCGAUGUCAAUGACUGGUGCAACUGCGUAGACCAGCUUGUUGCCAACAGCAGAGAGGGGUCCUCGUGGGCUCUGACCUUCAUGGCCAGCCCUCAAGGGCAUACUUACAUCAAGCAAUUUCUGCUUGAGAGCCCAACCCGCGAGGUGCGCAUAGCCUUCGCCCGCAUCAUGCAGUACGUCCUCCAGGGCUUUGUCCACUGCAACCGGGCCGCCGUGUCCGGCUCCCCACCUCUCAACAGCCUGGUGGAGUACCUGCUCUCGCUGCUGGACAAGGAGGUGCCCGACCACUGCAAGACGUGCCAACAGUAUUUCUGGUUGCUCAGCUCCUACCUUGACACUCAUAUCGAGUGCUGCAAGCAGCUUUUCAGCAAAUCCGCUUUUCGCCGGAUCGUGACGUUCCUCCUUGGCCCCCACACGCCUGAGAACGAAGAGGAUGUUCAGACGCGGCGUUGGACCUCACUGCAGACCCACGAGUUCACGUACCUCCACACCAUGCUGGCGGUCAUGGUGCUGUACUGCGACGUCUCCAAGUUCAGAACGAUCGAUCAAGGUGAUUUUCCGCCCAGGCAACGGACGUUGAUAAUCCCCACCAGCAAACCGCUAGCCAUGCCCAGCGACAUGCAGCAGAUCCUGGCUGGCACCGAGGGCAUCAAGUACAUCCGAGAGGUCAUAUUGAUGUUCCGCGAGGUACCCGCUGCAACCACAGCGCUCCUGGACAUGCUGCUGCAUUGCUGCUACUGCAACGAAACCUUCACGCUGUCCGUCAUGAUGAUGAUCCACGGUCAGGUGUCUGCGGCGCCCACCAAUGAGCUGAAGCACAUCUUGAUCCUCUUGCUGGAGCUGUUGAUGAUGGAGGACCCCCUGCAGGGCAAACGCCUCAAGCUGGCCGUGGAGGGCCACAGCAACAACGGCCUCUUGGAGAUCAUCCGUAAGUGCACGUCCACCGACAGCCGUCGGUCCUACCAGUGCAUUAAGUUCCUGGUCCACCUGUCCAACAAGUGUCCAAUGGCCAAGGAAUAUCUGAUGACCAUCUCCGUCCGCUGGCAGUGGGCAGUCAACUGGCUCAAGAAGAAGAUGAGCGAGCACUACUGGACACCACAGAACGUCUCCAACGAGUCCAGCACGGGCCGGUCCUUCCAACGCACCAUGAGCGCCCAGGACACGCUGGCCGAAGCCACCGCCCUCCUGGACGAGCUCAACACGCGGGACGACGAGGAGGCGGAAGAGGAGGAGGAGUUCGUCGAGGGCGACUCCAACACCAAGAUGGAGGUCAACGGGUCGUCGGAGGGGUCGGAGGUCAACGGAAACGAAGACAGUUCUGAGUCCUCUAAGACCCUGGUUCAGGACGAUGUGGGUGAUCUGGAUGAUAUCGAUACAUAGCAGUUGUCCAUUGAAGAAUGAGGAGACAGAAGGUUGUCACAGAGGCCAGCACAGCGGUCAGAGGUCAUCACAAGGAUUAGAGGUCAUCACAGAGGUCAUUUCAGAAGAAACCAGGCCACUUCCAAGUUUUUAAGGCAUCUUUGAUCGAUGUAGUACAUUGCAAAAGCAUCGCUGGCAUUAAGCCUAGCACUGAAGAGGUCCAAGGUCGACGCCUCCAAGGCUGUGAUUGUGAUGAAGAAUUUAGCCAGACUUGGAGUUACUCAAGAUGUGUAACAAAGUGUUGAGAGCACCCUCUGCCGCCAACAUGGCAUUUUCACAGUGAACCGGUAAUUAUCGCCAUCCAAACAGACAGCCCCAGAGAUGCGAUUGCAGUACUGGGUAAGCCAAGGGUAAGCACAUCAGUUUUAUUCAGAUGAAGUACUGUACCUUAACCACAGUCAGAAAGCCUGUCACCGGUACCCAGCAGAAUUAAUCUCUCCAUUAACCAGAAAGCGCACUUUGUGUGUUGCCCGGACAUUUCUUUUUUUUUCUAGCCAGUUUGGACGCGGAAGUGGACUUUAUUUUUAUUCAAAUGUAGGUUGUAGUGUGUAGAAGCAAUAAUUGUAUGAGGACUGACAGAAUACCGUACAGUUGUACAUCCAUAUUUUACUGUUAAGAGAGAACGUCACAGAACAAUAAACUUUAAUUAAUUUUAAAUGAUCACCGUGUUCAAGGGUUGGGUUUUGAUAUUUUCAAAUUUGUAAUUACUCUCAAUGUGAUUUUUCCUGUCCACCUUCAGUUUUGAAAUGUGUGCCCAAUGCCUUUGAUCCGAUUUCAUUUCACUCUUUUUUUCUACUUGUCUCAUAAAAAUGUCAACAAAAAUGACAGUACGUAAUUCAAGGCAGGGAUCUGAAAAUGCGAUGCCUUUGCACAGAAAUACCGGUAAAGCUUGCACUUCAGAUAUUGUCCAAGGUGUAGGGGAUAAGAUGACUCCUCGAUGAACAUCUAACGUCUCUUGUGAUUGGACGAAAACCACAAGGAAGAAAAUCUGCAGAAGUGUCAUCUGUAAAUACUAAACUGUGAAUGAAAAUGCAACAAAACGGGUUGGUAUUUUAGAUUCUUCACAAAGCUGGAAUACUUUGAGAAAAAAAAAAGAUAAACUUGUCAACAUAGACACUGCCAAUGUUGUAGUCAAGCACUUGUCGAGUACCAAAGUUUUCUGCCAAAUAUUGAACUGGGUAAGAGGGAAUGAAGCUGGAGUACAUUAAUAUUUGAUGGUAAAUAUGCAAAGGUAAGAUUACAAACUAGACAUAAGACUUAAGACACUCCCAGUGUUGUAAAAUUUAAGUUUUAAAGAGAAAAGUACUCAGAAAGAGCUUGGCCGAGUACUUUUCGAGUACUUUUGUCCUAAAAGCUUAGUUUUUAUUAAACUGUGAUAAUCUGAAAUCAUCAUUUUACUUUGUAAUCUUACCUGUGUGCAUGUACCAUCAAAUAUAUCCAUGUACUUUAGCUUUGGUCCCUCCUAUAAACUAGUUAAAUAUUUGGCAGAAAACUUGGUACUGGAAAAGUACUCAACACUGCCACAGUCUAAAAAAUUGACAACUUGAGAAAAAUAUUAAUGUACAUUUCUACAUUUGGACAAGUCUAGUUUAUUACGACAAAACAUCUAGUUUCUGUACUGAAAUAAGAUACGUGUACAACGAUUUGAACAUAUAGGACUGCUUUCAACUAGAGGUGUUAUUGUAUUGAUUUUAUCAACCUUUGACAUUGGUGUUCCAUGAGAACCAAUCAGAUGACAGAGAAUUAUAUGAAUAAUUCAUUAUAUACAAAAGCACCCAAUCUCUUAGGACUAGCUGGUACCCUUUCAUCCAGUAGCUGCUGGUUUUACCAUUGCAAUAUUUAAUUAUGCAGGUUCAUCAGCUUCCAUGUACAUGUACAGUAGAUUGGAGAUUGUGUAGAUAACAUGUACCGAGGGAGACGUUAUUUUAAUAUAUUGAAAAAUGCAGAUUUUUUUUCCAGUAGUGUGACAUCAGUUUCAUGUUGAUUUUUCAUUUUGUCUGGAAAGCUCAAAUCGUGAACAAUUAAAGUGUCCAGUAUUUCCUUCAAGUUUCAUGAUGCAUAUGUUACUGUAUAUGUCACACUUACCAUGUCCAUGUAAAUAUAUCAUUCAUAAAGCUUCAGAUUAUGACAUUUCAAAUGCUAGUAUUUGAUUUUAAAAAUACAUGUACACUCAAAGCCAAGAGAUCACAGGUUAUUUUACUUUCCCCCGUGUUGUGUCCAGGGCUCCUUUUUUGAAGAUUAUUAUUAAAAAAAAAGAGAGAUAACAGAGAGAGACAAAAUUUGCUUUGCAAGUUGUCAUUGCCAAAUAAAUUCAGCUGGGAACCAGCUGCAGGCAAUACAUAUGACGCAUUAGUUGGUGACCUGUUGUUUCCAAGCAACCCCCUCGAGCCUUUCAAAUAGUGAAAAUAUUGGACUUUGUGAAAAUGGUUUUCAAAUUUGACAUUUUGGUUUGUAUCACGUCCAUUUUUCUAAACCCAAUCUUUAUCAUUUCGUAUUUUAAAAUUUGACGAUUGAAGAACAAGAACAGGAAACCUUGGAAGAGGUUUAUCACAGCUUUUGAAAUCAAGCGAGUAUGAAAAUGUACACUGUGAAUUUGUUUGGAGAGAUGUCAUCAAGUUAUUUUGUUACCGGCACAGCUAUAAUAGACAAACAUUCAUCAAGAUUUGCAGAGGCUGGGUGUCCUCAAGACCUUGGAGGUCAUUUCUGCAAACUUGAUUUCAGGCUAAUCUUUUUUUUUUACUUAGUUUCUGUGAAGAUCCGAGUACGGCCUGAACUGCACCGUUCAGUUUUCCAGCUGUUACAAUUUUUUUUUCCAGGGAAGGUCUGCUCGACCUCUUAAAUUUAUUAAACAAUAUCUGUAACAUUAAUUAUUCUGGGCAUGUACAUAAGUUUUGUACUUUUGAUCAAACUCUAAUCUGUUUUUUGUUUAUGUGGAGAGGUGGUUUUUUUGUGUUUUUAUAUGCCCAAUUUUGAAGGAGUCUGAAUUUUCAAAUUUUAUUGAGGUUGUCGAAUAUGGUGCUUGUAGCAUAACUUGUAAAGUUCCAUUUUUUUUGUUCAUACAAUUUUUUUGUUCAAUCAGCUUGCUUAUUUAAACUUAUGCAUGUUCGGAAGGUUUUAAUGGUUCUCGUUAUAUCAAUAAAGUUUUGAGCUUCUCUGUUGAUCCUUACAUGAAAAAAACUUUAUGCUGUGGAAGCUUUGGUUGUUUUAGUGAAAACAUUACUUGUGUUUCUGUACUCGGUGAAAUGAUCUCUCAAAAGCAGAGUUCUUUUAUACCAGACUUACCCUUUUAAAUGUUGUGUCCCUGUGUUUAUGGAAAAUUUGCGUGCCAAGUUCCCCUUAAAACAAAAUUGAUAUUAAUGGUUUUUUCUCCUGUAAACUAGAGAAAUAUUUUUACACAGUACACAGGAAAAAGUUUGCCUUACUCCAAACUACUGUAUGCACAUAGGCGGAAUUUCUUUUUAAGAAUACAGAAACAAUGGAAUUGUAAUAAUUUGUGGUGUGAAAAGAAAUGUAGUUUAAUGAUAAAGAAAUAUGCAUAAAUUUGCAUACAUUUGUAAAUAUACCUUAGUACUGUUUGGUACAAUGCAAGACAUGGUUUCACUCGGAUUACGAAUAGAUUUAGCGACCUGUUUUGUCCAUAGUAAGAAAAUACAUGUAUAUGAGUGUUGGUUCCAAUCCGGAUUGAACCGGUUCAAGGCAGAUUCAACCGGUUCAAACUGGCUGUAGUUGAAGAAUGUGCAUAUGGUUUAGUUUCAUGGGAAGGUUUCUUAUGAGGUAACACUAAAGGCUCAUGUUAGUCAUUCUUGUACAUGUGUAUAUGUAUAUUUUAAUUAUUGAUCCAAAAAAUGCCUAAUACAUUUCCAAUUUUGUUCAAUCGCUUCACAGAAUCUAAACUUGCACAUUUGCCAAAUGAAAAACAGAGUUCCUGAAACCCUUCGUAUGCACAACUUGAAAUGCAUGUAUCCAUGCUGUGAUAAAAUAAUGCAAAAGACAUACUUCGCGAGUUCACACCCAUCCAAUUGCACUGGAUUAUUGAACAACAAAAGACCCACAAUUGAAUGUCACGAAACAGGUGUAACAAUGGAAAUACAGUCCUUGAUACCCUCAUUUCCUGUCUGCAGACGUGUUCAAAAAGAAGGUGAACUGUAUCGGGCUACCAUACAAACAAAAAUGACUCUUUUCAUUUCUUUUGAGGGGAAUGCCGCGUCGUAUGGUGAAGCCAGAGGGAAACCGUUGAUUUGUUCAUUAUCUGGGCAAUCCUUUCUUCCAGGCCACAAUUAUUUGUCUACAUUGCAAGGAAUGUUUUGUCUUGUAUCUUGGUACUCGAGGUUGUGGUUAGCACAACGCUACUUCUGGUCAUUUGUCACCAUAGCGGCAGUUAACAUGUGAUAACGAUUGGAAGAAUUGUGAGAAAUGGAAACUAUGAACUUCACGAUAUAUGUACAGACACGUGCAAGUUUCGAAUAAAGUUUAACACUUUGGUCAUUUUUAA